CUGGAUGAUGUGUGUAAUUCCAUUUCAUAACUUCUUAUAAGGUUUAUUUUUUGAAAGUAUUACUAUUACUACUUUAUUUUUAAGAUCCUAGCAUGUAUUCAUGACUUUUACCUCAUAUUAAUUUCUGUUUUAGGAGAGACAAAUUAGUUUCGUUUCCUUUUUUUUUUUUGUAGCACUUGUAUUUUUAGGGCUUUCCCUGUAGUUAUUUUUAUUUAUUUUUUUACCUGACCGACGAGGAGACUUGGGCGCAGGAUGAAGGACUCCAGUCUAUUGGGACCGACGGGCGUUUUGGUGGCGAAUCAGAGACCGUGGGAGAACAUCGACUGGCCGAAGGAGCAGCAGCGAUGGAUCCACCGCAGUUGGGGCCAGUACUUUGCGAGGAUGCGAAGGAACAGCUUUGCCCACGCAUAUUUCGACAAGUGCAUCGAAGAGCAUGAGGGGCUGGACCACAAGACCCUGUAUCUGCGCAGCAAGUUCCAGAGAUCGGUGGCCCUCAUCCAGGGCGCCCUGGAGGACAGUGUGCGGGCCACGGAGGUGAGGGAGGUCUGGAAUGCCAAUGUGUCCAAGGAACUGGCCGAUGCCCUGUACGAACUGAAUCGGUUCGAGGACAACAAGAGCCUGCUGCACGACAAUGUUCGUCGGCAUGCGGGCACCGCAUUGAAGGCCUUCGAAAAUCGCCUCCUGGUGGUCGAUGGGAAUCUCAAGGAUUGCACCGGCUUCAGUCUGGCGAACUUCUUCAUGAAGCACUCGUCCCAGUUGCCCGGCUUCUAUGACCAUCAGCAGGAGGAGACGCAAAAGUCGGACAAGCGACCGCUGUGGAAAAUCCUGAAGGAGCGCAACGAGUGCGAUGUCCAGAGCAGCAUUGAUCGCAAGGAGGAGAUGCUCUCCCCGUUGGAAAUGGAACGCAGGCGCCGCAAGACGAAGAUCUACUAUCAGAACUAUCUGGGUCGCAACUGGACUGAUUUUAUAUUUCUGAAAACGCUUCGCCGAAAUCCCAAUAUCCUGUUGGAGAACAAUUUUGGCUCCUCGCCGGAUAGAACCGCGUACCUGGAGCAUUCAUUUAAGCGGCUAAAGACCUUCACCCGGAUGCUUCAGGCCCGGAGUCCCAUGUACAAUGAGUGCUUUCAGCGAAGUCCCCGAAUGGAGGCGCGCAUGCGGGAAUCGAAUUUGUUCAGGAUUCAGUACCAGACCAGGCGGAAUAUGCUAAGCAUCCUGCGAACCAUUCAGGUGCUAAGGAAAAAGCAUGACCUCAAGCGCCUUCGCAAAUUCGUGGAGGAUGUGAUGGGCAGCUAUGUGGUCAUCAAGACGAACCGUCUGAUGCCCUGGAAAGCGGAGUUCAUGAACGAGGUGUACAAUAAUCUAGCCCUGAGCCUGUGCGAGGGAUACCGCCUGCCGCCCACGCGGGUCACGCCCUACGACAAGAGCGCCAUGUGCCGUCUGCUUAACAUACCCACCGCCAAGCCCCUAGAGCACACGGAGUUCAUCUUUGGGGACCGAUCCACAUAUUCUUAUGCGGGUCCCGAAAAACAGAGCACCGACCGAUUGGCAGAUCAAAACUUCAUCGAGUACCUGGAGAAACGCCUGUUAUUUGCCCGCCUUCCGAUUGAAAGGAGCUACUUGCUCCACGAACUGGCCGACCGGCACAUGCAGAAGAACCACUUCGUCCAGAGUUUGUCCUACGCCCAAAAGGCCAUCGACGAGGCCCGGGGAUGCAAUAGCCGGAUCUGGGAGUUCCUCAGCACCAUGCUGAUGGCCAAGUCGCAUGCAGUGCUCCACAAGUACGAGCGGCAAACGGAGGUCCUCAAUGUCGCCUACGAUCUGGCCACCCAGCUGAAGUCGCCCCAACUGUGCACCUUCAUCGAACUGUGCCGCAUGCUCAACAAGGACUACAUAACGCUCCGCAAGAUGUCCCAGUUGGUGACCAGCAAGCGACUGCGCACCAAACUCUCCAACAGGUCCAGUUUCUUUACCUCCCCCAACUAUUCUCCCAACUUUUCGGAGAUUAAGAAGCAGGAGGCUGAUCUUUUGACCGCCUGAUUCGGCGGCUUGGAUGGAGGGCACUGAUUUCCUACAGUGCCCUCCAUGCGAUCCGUUGGUUCUUGCAUGGCAAAAUACCAGCCUCAAAAAAUCAUUUGAAACUCAUAUAAGUCUGGAAAAUAUCAAAAAGCUAAACAAAAUCUUAAAAACACAGUCAAAACAAUGUGUGAUGUUAAAAAAUAUUUAAAGUAACAAAACCACAUAAACAUGCUUGAACAACAAAAUCUAAAAAAUAUACCUAAAUGUAAAGCCUAAACCGAAAUGAUUAGUACAUUUCUGCAUUUCAUUAUUUUUAAAUUAAUUUACCAACUGGAUAUUAUUUACAUGAUGUUAUUAGCAAUUACUGUGCCAAAUCUAAUGUUUACCCAAGAAAUAUUCAAUUUAAUGAAGACCUUCGGAAAGUUAUGAUUUAAAAUCAAACAGCUGAUCUCUUUGGCAUGCAAAUUAUCCGAAAUUAAAAUGUCACUGCCCCAUAUUUGAAUAUAAAUGUACGGCAUAAAUAAAGUCAACAAAGGGCA
Molecule: messenger RNA, 2555 nt
Organism: Drosophila suzukii
Lineage: Eukaryota; Metazoa; Arthropoda; Insecta; Diptera; Drosophilidae
Gene: r-cup
Product: ryder cup
Source: RefSeq, a predicted model, not a curated record